AGAAAAGCUGCCCUAUUUGCCGAGGCUGGAGCGUGAGAAGCUCCCCUCCGCUUGUCUCCUCCCCCUGCUGCUGCGGCGGCGGCUGCCUCGAGUAUGCUUCCCCUACCCCGCCGACCUCUCCAACAGCCGCCGCCUCCGGAGCCGCCGCGCCGGACGCAGCCCGUCCAAUCUGCGGCCCGCGCUGGAGAAGGAGGAGGCGCCUCGUGACUUGGGAAGCUUUGCAGGGCUGUCCGGGAUAGCGAGGGAAGGGCACCGAGUAGGGAGCGAGGGUGGUCCGGUCAAUUAAUUCCUCAGACACGCCCCAUCCCCUCCCCCUCCCUUGCCUCGAGAAAUAUCCCUUAAAAAAAAAAACCAACCAACAAACAAAUGCAAAGCUGCUUUUUGGGAUGCUUUAACCCCCUCCUCCCAUUCCCGGAUUUGAACGGUUAGGGAGAGAAAAAUCAGUCCAGAUUUUUUUUCCUUUUGAGAAAGAUAUGUGGGAGAUAAUGAGCUCAAGAUCCGACUCUGAAUGAGAAACUGCCUUCAUGUGGAAAUCUACUGCACUGGAGCAAAGCACUAAUUAAAGAGCCUGGAUUUUAAGUACUCAUUUCUCUGAUGCCUUGAACAUCGCCCCCCCCCCUUCUUCUACGUCUCUCUUUCGGGUUGUGCUCCUUCCUGAAGUUCAGAGGUAGGAUUUCUGAGUUUUGACAUAUCUUUGGAAAGGGAAUUUAGAGAAGAAUCUUGGAAAUAUUUUGGAAGUCAUAACAGUUCAACAAUAUCUGAAGAUCAACCCCCUCAUUUCUGGUUUGGAAUUAAAGUUUUGUUUUGUUUUUUUGUUUUUUUAAAGACGUUUAAUCUUUUAGAGGACUCUGGGAGGUUUGAUUCUGAAUUUUUUCCUUUAAGGAAACUUGACAGAAAAGCGUAGUUCUUAUUCAAAUGUAUUUCAGUACAGAUGAAGGAACGUUUCUGCAAAUAAAUUUCAUAAUAAAUAUUACAUGUGGGAUACAGUGUUGGCUGCAUUUUAAAUCCGGUUUCCAUCGUGGAUCACCAACUAAGGAGGAAACGCUGGGAAUACAGAAAUACCUUUGAGACCCCGAGGACUCCCACACUCCUCAACCAAUGGAACCGCAUAGAAUAAGACAACUGGAUUAAAUAUAAACCCUGGCACUUGUUAUUACUGGCUGCUUUCUGAGUGGGUGGGGGACAUUUCAUUUGCUCUUAUUUUUUUUUUCUUGUUCUCUCUACUCAUUGUUAUCAAUGAUGGCUCAUCCUGGGAUAAGAGGUUACGAUAACAGGGAGAUAGUGCUGAGGUACAUCCAUUACAAACUGUCACAGAAAGGAUAUGACUGGGUUGCCAGUGGAGACCAAGAAAACGUUCCUUCUCCUGCUGCUGCUGCUCCUGCUGUUGCUGGUGGUGGGACCUUCCCUGCCCUUGCAGGGCUGGUGUCUCUGCCUUCUGAGCUACCUGGCCCUGCUGCUCUUAGUACCGCAGCCCCUGGGGAUGAGUCGCACCCUGUGCCGCUGGUGGUCCACUCAACGUUACGACAAGCCGGAGAUGAGUUUGCGCGGCGUUAUCGCCGGGACUUUGCUCAGAUGUCUGACCAGCUGCACCUGACUCCGUUCACUGCCAGGAGCCGUUUUGUGGCUGUUGUGGAAGAGCUGUUCCGAGACGGGGUCAACUGGGGAAGGAUUGUGGCAUUCUUUGAAUUUGGUGGCAUGCUGUGUGUGGAGAGCGUCAGUCGGGAGAUGUCACCCCUGGUAGACAAUAUUGCUUUGUGGAUGACCGAGUACCUGAAUAGGCACCUGCACAACUGGAUCCAAGACAAUGGAGGCUGGGAUGCCUUUGUAGAGCUGUACAGCAACAACAUGAGGACCUUGUUUGAUUUCUCCUGGCUGCCUCUGAAGACAAUUCUGAGUCUGGCUGUUGUGGGUGCCUGUAUCACCCUUGGCGCUUAUCUAGGGCAUAAGUGAUUUCUACCAACCUGCAAUCAGUGUGAUGGAAAGUCUGUUUAAAGGAACUGAAAAGAGGAGGGGGAAGAAGAAAAUAAUAUAUGGCGUGGUUUUCCCCUGUAGCACAAUGCUGUUAUUUUAUGAGCCAAGUAUUCUCUCUAAUAUAAAAUCAGCUAUUACUGCCAAAGGGAAUAUUCAUUUAUUUUUUACAUUUCAGGAGAAAAAUUAUUUAUUAAAGAUAUUUUACAUUUAACCCACUAUUUUCCUGAAAUUCUGCAAAAUAUAAACAAAUAUACCAGAACAUUGUUGUAAUGACAUUUGAAGGAGACUCCAAAGAUCUUCGGCAUUCUAACAGUGUAUCAUUGGACAGACUAUUUUAUCAAAGUGGACUCCAGAACAGACUUAGCAACAUACGUGCUUUAUCUUUGCAAAAGGCUGCUUUUUGUAGUACGGUUUUGCAGGUAGGUUUUUCAACCCAGCCCAUGAAAGGCGUAACCUAAAGUGCAACAUGGGUGAUAAUCUGAACAAUUUCCAGCCAGUGCCACCUUUGAAAUAUUGUUUUUCAACAUGGUACCUCUCCACUGUGAAAAGAUAAUAUGACAUUCAGGCCAGUAACAGCCCAUGAAGCUUCGUAUUGCAUCCCACCCCACCCCCCACACUUUCCAAAGCGUUUGGAAGGCUUCCUGAGAGGAUGACAGCUAGCAAUGCAACUUCACAUAAUCUAUGCAGUGUCUUGUCACAUGGCACACUGUGCCAUUCCACACCCACACUUGGCUCUCAUUGGGAAGGACCUACAGUACCACUGUUUGCCCAAGCAACGGUUUCAACGCCUGGUAUGGAAUCCUUGGGAAUUGCAAGAAACAGUCCCAUCAGCUUCUUCAUAAAUAGUAACAUUUUUAUUCCACGCAACUGUCAGGAAACCGUAAGUGCCUGUAUCUGCUUCACAGAACUGCAGCCUCAAACCCCUGACCUCCUGUUCUACUCAUUGCUUUCUGUACUGGAUUUCUUUUUCUUUUCUUUUAUUUUUUAAUGGGGGAGUGUGGGAGGGGUUGAAAUCAGUUUCCUUGGGUUGCUUAAUAAUAUCUCAAAGUCAGAAGGAAGCUCAAGAUUCAUUUGGCACGGAGGAGCAAUCAGCUGAUGGAGAUUAGCUCUGAGUUACUUUCUGCAAUGGAAUGGACGCCAACAUUAAAUUAUCCCACCCUAAUUGAAGCUUUAUUCCCUUCAGAAGGAUUGCAUCCCUGGUUGUUUCAUGAGGCCAUCUUCAAAAGGAAAGAGAAUAAAGAAGCCUUCCAGUGCCUCCAUCUGCAGAGCCUCACAGACAUCCAGCUGCUGGAGGUGCCUAUUGUCUUUUGUAUGGAAUCCUGGAAGGGAAGCUGAGUGGGGAGGGGGGGUCUUAUUUAAAAUCACUCGGAAAGGGAUGAAUGCAGCAUAUUUAAUAAGACAGCUUUCUCUUUUUAAAAAAAAAGAAUAUAUUGCUUUGUUCUUUGAUUCCAAGUAUAUAGGUUGGGACAGAUUGGUGAAAGGAGGAGCUGGCCCCAGAGGUCAGGGUUGUAGCUCAUGCGAGUGCAUGCAUGCAUGCAUGCGUGCGUGCGUGCACACACACAUACAGUGCAACUUCUGCCCCAGUGCAGAUCACCAGAGUUCUCUAGCCCUGUUGCUCCUCGUUCUUCCUGCACUUUCCUCUCCCCCACUCCGAAGUGUGCAGGCAGGCAGGAAGAAGGGCAAGGAGUAGGCUGCUGGACCUCUCUUUCUGGGCUGCAGUGAAGGCUGGCCUUGGAGGGAAAGAGCAAGGGAAUUGGGGUAGUGGCAACCAUGGCAAGGAUGUUGGGCCAUUGAGAGCAUCUUUCCCAGGGAAUCUAUGGGUGAUGGUCCCAAGAAGUGCAAGUCGAUCUUUCAUCGCUACGGUUCUUGGAGAACUAGAUAAAUAUGCUUUUGAUAACAGUUGUCUGAGGUGGACUCAGAUCCUAAAGCAAACAGAAUUGAUGAGACGGGAUGGUCCCUUUUGAUCAUGUAUUCAAAGGCAUCCAUCACUCUUAACAAAGAUGACACUAGAUGGGAUUCCUUCCAAUGGACCGUUAUGCCUAGUUAAUAAGAACCAUAAUGGCAUGUUGGUAUCAGUUGGAUACAUUCAUGGCCAGGGCUGAAAAAAAUCAAGAACUCUGUGUGCACAGCUGAUGGCUUUGCACAUGCUCAGGGCUUUGCCAUUUUUUGUUUCCGGCAGCUGCCCUUUGUAUUAUGUAGGCCUGUGCACUUGAGGCUUCCCCCCCAGCCCCCGUGAUUAGUUUUCGGGAAGUGUUGGGGUGGAGGCUGCAGGGCAGAGCCAGGAAAAUCCCAGCACAUGUAAUGAUGCCAACUCACAGUUUGUAUAUUGGAUCUCAGCCAGCGGGUAUAGGAGCAAUGUGAGUGCUAUUAAUGCACAGGCUUAGUGAAUUUCUGGAAGGAAUACCAUCCAAAAGGAACAAAUUCAGAAUUAUAUGUGGUGGACAUGUUUGAUUUCUGAAUUUCCUCCUUGUUCUUUUUUGUAAGUGUUUUCUCACGAAUGGGUUUUUAAUUUCCAAAAUUGUAAAGAAAUAGAAUUUAUGAAUUAACAUUCAUUUGUUGAUUUAAGAAAAAAGUAUAGCUGAAGUACAGCCAUAACAAACAUGCUUAAGAUGAUGUUAACAACAAGAACAAAACCCUAAAAGAAAAUGUAUAGGCUCAACUGCUCUAACUGAAAUAUUUUAAUUUUGUGACAUUACAAGCAAGCAAAAGCUCUAGAGAAUGUAAUUAUUUCAAUAGCUAUGGCUAUAAUUCAUAUCAUAUCUUCAAAGCUGCUUUUAUAAAUGGGCAAAAAUCCACAAGGUAGCUAUUCUUGCUUUCAUCCCCUUCAUUUCAGUGGAUCGUAUGCAGAAGAAUUUCCUAGUGGAUUGUGUUUAAUGCAUCUCGCCAAUUGUCGUAGCUGCUCUACCAUUAUGUCACUUGCAUCCAGAAUUUCAAGACCAACCGUGAAGCAACGUUCUCACAUUUCAUACUAGAAAUAAAUGUAUCAAGGCAGAUAUUUGAACUUCAUUGUACAGAUGCUGGGCAAUGUAUAUUUGCUAAAGCUAAAAUAUUUAUUAUUACGCCUUACACUGUACAUCUAUAUAAGGGACAAUUUGAAGGAAGCUGAGUGUAACCUAUGGCCUACGUAGCCCAUAGUCAGUGGAAUUUAAACAAGCCUAACAGCUGAUAGAUUUUCCAAAGAGUAAACACAUAUGGGAAGACAGUGAAAAGUCUUGUGGCGCCUUUCAGACUAACUACUUUAAUUUGGCUGAAGCUUUUGUGGUACUUGUAACCUAAUUCAUCACAGCCAAGAUGUACGCAAAGAAGUGGGUUACAGUUCCCUUGACAUUUGUCCCAACCUGAACUUGUUGGUCUGAACGUUGCUGCAAGGCUUUGCCUUGUUUUGCUGCACCAGAUUAACACAAGGAGCCCUUUGGAUAUGUAUGGGAAACAAUACGUUUUAUAACUGACCACGCAUGCCAUGAACUCAUGUAAACCUUGUGGGCCUGUAUAAGACAUACACCAAAGGGUAGGCUUUUCCAUUGCACAAAGAGCAACCUGUACAUUAGAAAAAGUACAGCAUUCAGUUAUUGGCAUCUGUGUUGCCUGCCAGCAGCUUUACCAGGGGCUGGUUCACACACGCAUACCUAGCGCUUCAUUUUCAUUCUCUCUUGGUUACUUAGUACUUAAUAGCAUUCACAGCUCAGUCCAGUGUUGAGUUAGACAUAUGCAAUUGGAUCUGUUUUUGAUUACACUUCCUAGAAUUCCAUAACAUGUUUUUUUUAAAGAAGAAAGAAAGAAAUUUGGCUUCUGCCUUACCUAACUGUAUAGUGGUGGUUCUUAACCUUGGGUUAUUCAGGUGUUUUUGGACUUCAACUCCCAG
This is a messenger RNA of Pogona vitticeps (central bearded dragon), 5833 nucleotides long. NCBI's taxonomy places the organism in Eukaryota, Metazoa, Chordata, Lepidosauria, Squamata, Agamidae. The record is from RefSeq and is a predicted model, not a curated record.